Messenger RNA from Mya arenaria, 6450 nucleotides. RefSeq names its product MOG interacting and ectopic P-granules protein 1-like. The coding region runs from base 182 to 3922 and encodes 1246 amino acids. Gene Ontology annotation, molecular function: DNA-binding transcription factor activity; RNA polymerase II cis-regulatory region sequence-specific DNA binding. Lineage: Eukaryota; Metazoa; Mollusca; Bivalvia; Myida; Myidae. The record is from RefSeq and is a predicted model, not a curated record. The transcript is spliced from 3 exons. Gene Ontology annotation, biological process: regulation of transcription by RNA polymerase II.
GAAAAUAGACGUCACGAACUCUAAUCACGUGACACAGAGGGCGCUUCUGUUAGGUUCCCGAUUCCAUGGUGUGUUGAGGGUCCACUACUUUUUCAGAUUUUUUUUUAUUAUAUUUGAAGAGAAACCAACUUUUAGAAAAGUUACCUGGUGGGAUUGUGUGGGUGGUGAUGCGGGUGUGACAAUGUCGAACACAGCAGACACAGAGGUAACCGAUGGAGAUGAGAGGCAUGAAUCUGGUUCUGAGUCCACAGCAAAGAUUGCUGGGAAAAUGCUGGAGCCACAAUUGCUUGAUAGUACUCCGGUGGAACCAGUGAAGAUGAAUGGCCUGGCUGGGGACAAAGCAGAAACAGUAAAUGGCCUGCUUGGAACCAAACCCACUUCGUCUACCACGGAUGAUGGAGCCCUUGCGCUAGGCAUGGAUUCAACAUCUGAAGACAAAGAACAGAAUGCCAACACAGAACCAGACCAUUCUGUUACAAAUGGCUCAUCUGAGGCCCAUGAUAGUAAGAUGGAUAAUGAAUCAAGUAGAAAUUCAGAGAACAAUGAAGAAGACUCGCAAGACUCUAAUGGAAGUAAAGACUCUAUAAAGUCUGAUCUCAGUAAAAGCUCAAAAGAAAAUGAAAAUGACAGUCUCGUAGGUACUGUUAAAGAUGAUGAUGGAGGUGAAAUACUUAUUACUUUGAAUACAGAAGAUGGUGACAAAAAAGAUGAUGAUGAUGAUAAUGAGGAUGAGAAUGAUGACAAUGAUGAGAAAAUGGAUAUUGGUGAAACAGAUCAAAUUGAGAAAAAAGAUGAUAGCAAAACAGAAUCUGGGGAGCAGACUAAGAAAACAGAGGUAAAAACUGUAAAUAACACUGGUGCUCAAAACAAACCUCUUGAAGCAAGGAUAGGAGCCCCUAGCCUGCCAGCCCCUCCCCCUCUCACACCUGCCCCAGGGGUAGUGGCUAUGCUCCCUGUGUCAAGCCCCAACACCAGUGUGUCUGCAAAUUCUCCCAUGUUAGUUAGCACAGGCUACACUCUGCCUGGCGGUGCCACAGUUGUGCAGCAAGGCAGUCAGUACGGGUACAUCACAAAGAUGGGAGCUCAGACUUUGUUCGUACCUCUUGUUCCCAAUCAAGGCAGCCAGUCUGCGGUUCUGGGCCAGCUGUCUGUACGGGCAGGUGCUCCAGCCCCCCAGCAGCCUGCUGUAUCCAAGCCGACCCCAGCUCCCCAGACGGCACCAAUCCCACCACCCAAGUCAAGCUGGGAAAUGAUGGAACUAAUGCGAUGGGAGGUUCAGAAUAGGAUAGCUGACAACUGGAACUGGUCUGUAGCCUUUCAUCAAAAGAAGGAUGAACUAAGCUCGGUCACUUCAUUCCUGUUAGAACUCGGCAGCGAUGUUGUGAAAGAACAGGUGUACAAGGACAUAAUACACAUACAGACCAAGAAAAAACAUUCUGGUGAACUGAAAGAUACUGAGGUCGAAAGUCUUGACAAGAUGAAAACUGUCUAUGACAAUACCAGGAAGAAAGUGGAACAUCUUCAGCUUAAGAAUAUAGCAUGUAAACACUGUAAUUUUAAAACCGAGUCAAAGGUAGUAUUGGAGAACCACAGCGAUGCUCCUCAUUUUGACCCUCCUUGGGACACAAACAGAGGAUGGAUGGAGUGUUCACACUGUGACUACCGCACUAGGGUAGUAGCUCAGUUCCUCUUCCACAUGCAAGACAUCCACAAACGCCAGGCUAAAUUUGUAGAUCGCGAUCCACCAUUCCAAUGUUCACUCUGCCCAUUUAACUCAAAUACAAAAAAUAAGAUUGAAAAGCACAUUGGGAAAUGUAUGAAACAUUUUAAGCUGCAGGGUAACUUGCAGCCUUAUUAUCAUGAUGUUAAUUAUUGCAUGAAGUCGUGCUUUUACAAGCCCAAGAAGCCUGUAUUGAAGCCUGCCCCACCACCUCCUCCUCCAGCUGUUAAGCCUGCCACUCGGCCUGCCAUGCACACACGCCAGCAGGGGUCUAUAGCUGCACCCCCAAUGUUGCCUACAGCAACGCGCCAGUUGCGCCCCACUGUUCCACAGAUUGCUCCACGGCCUCAGGUUAGCCAGCAGGCUCCUGGUCUGCGGGCCCCUGCCCCUGGACAACAGACAGCCAUGCGCUCCGCUACCCCAAGGUUCCAACCCCGUACUCCACAGCAGCCACCAAGACCCAACAAGGAGAUGGCUGGCUUCGAGGUGUGUGAGUUGUGUGGAGGAUAUGUGAAGGACAGGCAGGCAUUGAGAAUCCACUUUUAUUAUGCACACAAAGUUGAAUUGCCACAAGCCAUAUUUAGUCGUCCAAAUGCUCCUUUGCUGUGCGGUGUGUGCAAAGCAACUUUCUGGACCACCCAGGGUUUGACAAAACAUAAGAAAACUCAGUGGCACUUUACCCCUUCGACAACAGGCAACACUACCACUCCUGCCAGCGCUGAUGGAAACAGUGGCAACCACUCAUGUUUCAUGUGUCACAGAAAAGUUCCAAACAUCUUCGUUCAUGUGGAGCAGACUCAUGGUAUGACGAUGAAAGACAUGGUCCUCAUGAAGAAGUGCAUCAUGUGUGGGGUGACUGGGACAGACAGAAGGGCUCUUGAGGUUCAUAUGGCCACAGCACAUGGUGUGCUCAUCAAGUCCAGCGACUAUGUCCAAGACAAGCCAGCUGUCCAGAAGCCUUCUUCCCCAGCUGGUCCUCUCCCGGCAAAAAACAUUGGCAAGAUUAACUUCUGCGUGUUCUGUGAAAUUCAGUUUCCGGACAACAUUCAACUAACUGUUCAUUGCUUGAAAAAGCAUGCCACAUGCAGAACAUGCGGUAUGGUCGUACCUUCAUCUGUUCACCUGGAAAAUCAUGCAGAUAAGUGUAUGAAAGCCAACAAAAAAUGCACUAUAUGUGGCUUGAGAAAUAUGACUCCUGAUAGUUAUGCUACACAUUUAAAUAGGCAUAUAAAGAAAUGCUCAGUUAAAAUACAAAAUCUGACUGACGACCAGAUUGAUGAAGCUGUUGAAAAACUAAAACGGGAGUACAAGCCAGUGUUAAUCAGUCUAGACUCGGAUGAUUCUGAUGUUGAAGUUGUAGAAACUAAACCUAGCAAAAUGAAAGUAGUUAUUGAUAAAGAUGAUAACAAAAGACCCCCCAAAAAUAAUGACAUCGAAGAACUAAAAAUUGUAGAUGUGCGAUCUGAAGUUGGGAACAGUGAAGAAAAGACAGAUGAUAAGAAAAAAGGUGGUGCAGAAACUGAAAAUAAGACUGAGACAGAAAAUUCCAGUGGUAUUUCCGACAAAGAUAAGCAAAAAGUUGCACUUGACGUACAAGCUUCUGAGAGGGAAGAUGUUGAAAAGGAGUCUGAGAAGGUUAAUAUUGAUCAAAAGUCUGAAAAUGUUGAUGCUAAACAGGACUCUGAAAAUGUUGAUGUUGAAAAGGAUUCUGUGGCUGUUCAGAAGGUUGAACAGGAGUCUGAGAAUGUUAAGGUUGAACAGGAGUCUAAGAAUGUAACGGUUGAACAGGAGUCUAAGAAUGUAACAGUUGAACAGGAGUCUAAGAAUAUUACGGUUGAACAGGAGUCUGAGAAUGUUGAACAGGAAUCUGAGAAUGUUCAGAUUGAAAAGGAGUCUGAGAAUAUUAAUGUUGAACUGGAGUCUGAAAAUGUUGCAGUUACACAGGAGUCUGAGAAUGUUGAUGAUUGCAACAGUAAGGAAACUGAUAAUGAGGAGAUGAAAAUGGAUGAAGAUGUGCUGCUUGGUAAAUCUGAAUCUGAAGAGAGAAUGAGUGAGAUAGCUGAUGGGAAGGAAGAAAUUGACGAGGAUAAACUGCUGGGUGAAGAAGACAGUGAACACUCUCUUAAAAGAAAGAGUCCAGAGGAGGAUAUAUCUGUUGAAACUGAACCAAAGAAAAUAAAACUAGAUUCAAAGGGUUCAUGACAUGACUGAUAUAUUUCUACUAAUGGUGGUGCAAUUAUCUCUAUACUUAAGGGUUGAAUUUCAUUGUUGUGCAUUCAUUCUGUAUAUUUAAAUCAGUGUUAUUUUUAGUAUUGGUUAUACACAAAUUUUACAUUUGUUCAACAUUCAUGUAUGUUUCUAAAUUGUAACCAAUCUCAAAUUGUGGACACUCCAGUGCUCAUUGUUCAAGACUUUGGUAAAGGUGUCUUAAUUUACAUGUAACGUUGCAGUUAAGCUAUAAGGCUGCAUAUUUUAGACAACCCCAGCUGUUUUACUAUAAAAUAGAUAUAUAUACUCUAUUUUGAAAAACUGCAAAACUAGCCAUCAUUUGUAAGUAGAAUACUUCAUUUGCCAUAUAUUAAUGACUGUUCUUGUUUGUGUUUUGUCUAUACACAUUAGCAUUUAAGGAUAUUUCUUUCUUCGAUAUCUUUAGUGGUAAAAUUUUUAUUUAGUCCAAUUUGGUUAACCUGCAGUACAUUUACUUAAGUAGAUCAGCUGUUAUUGAUUUUAAUCAGGUGAAUUGUUAUUUUAAAUACGCUGGGCAAGUACACUUAAUAUAAUCUCGACCACUGAGCUGAUAAAAGGGUUAGAAGUAUGCAUUUACCAAAAACAUUAACCAACUAGUUUUGGUAAAUGCAUACUAAUAACCUUAAACCAUAACUCAUUGAUCAAUUUCAAAACAUUUUGCCUUGUUAAUAUGAAUGCUUACGGAACAAACGGGACAUAAAUGACAUAAUCAAGUUAUGUUUUUAUUAGCAAAUCUGUUGUUGUGUUGUUGCUUCUUGCAUUAAAUAUAUUGUAAGGAUAUUGUCAUAGAAUUGGUUGAUCAGCCGUGUCAAUUUCUAACAAGAUGUUGUCAGAGCACCUGGUACACGGUCAUGUUACCAAUUACAAUUUUCUCAUUUACAACUCGUUGGUCUGGUUUAUAUUUACAACUUUGGUUUAAAUAAUACUUUUUAUACGCCCAUCUUACGAUGGCCGUAUUAUGGGAACACCCAUGGCGGGCGGCUCCACAAUGUUGUCCGCUCUCUAACUUGAACAUUUCUCAUCCAAUUUCCACCAAACUUCAUGAAAGUGUUUGUUGGUGAAAUAUCUAGGUCAAGUUCGAUAACCAGCCAAAUCGCUUUAGGCACUCCAGAGUUAUGGCCCCCUGAAUUUGUCAAAAUUGGCUAUUUUAGCUUUGUCCGCUCUCUAACUUGAACAUUUCUCAUCCAAUUUCCACCAAACUUCAUGAAAGUGUUUGUUGGUGAAAUAUCUAGGUCAAGUUCGAUAACCAGCCAUAUCGCUUUAGGCACUCCAGAGUUAUGGCCCCCUGAAUUUGUCAAAAUUGGCCAUUUUAGCUUUGUCCGCUCUCUAACUUGAUCAUUUCUCAUCCAAUUUCCACCAAACGUCAUGAAAGUGUUUGUUGGUGAAAUAUCUCGGUCAAGUUCAAUAACCAGCCAAAUCGCUUUAGGCACUCCAGAGUUAUGGCCCCCUGAAUUUGUCAAAAUUGUCCAUUUUAGCUUUGUCCGCUCUCUAACUUGAACAUUUCUCAUCCAAUUUCCACCAAACUUCAUGAAAGUGUUUGUUGGUGAAAUAUCUAGGUCAAGUUCGAUAACCAGCCUAAUCGCUUUAGGCACUCCAGAGUAAUGGCCCCCUGAAUUUAUCAAAAUUGGCCAUUUUAGCUUUGUCUACUCUCAAACUUGAACAGUUUUUAUCCGAAUUUCACCAAACUUGCUACUAUAAAUGUUUGUUGGUAUAUAUUCUUGGCAAAGUUCUAUAUAUAACCAGCCAGGCUCUUCAGGAUUAUGGCCCUUGAAUUGGUCAAAAUUUGCCAUUUUUGCUUUGUCCACUGUCUAAUUUAAACAGUUAUCAUCUGAUCUUCACCAAACUUGCUGAAAAUAUUUGUUGGUAAAAUAAAUCGGUCAAGUAUGAUAAUCAGCCAAAUGCCCCGAAGCACUUCAGGAUUACUGCCCUUGCCAUUUAAGCUUUGUCUACUCUCUAACUUGAACAAUUCUCAUCUGACCUUCACCAAACUUGCUGAAAAUGUUUGUAGCUAUAAAAUCUUUACCAAGAAUGUUUGCAGGUAUAAAUGCUUUGCCAAGUACACACUGAUUGUCUCUUGGGUACGAUUAAGGAUGAAUCAUCUCUUGGAGACGAUUUUUACAUGAAUGUUGUUUUUCAAAUCCCGAACACGUUGAUCGUCUUUGGGAAAUCAUUUGCUUCUUGAAAAGCUUGCUUCUCAAAGGGCCAAUGUGACAGUAAGUUGUCUUAGAAUCCAAGAAAUUAUUGAUGGGUGUAUUUUGUGAGUGUCACUCUUGUUGCCCAUUAAUUUUUAUUGACUGAAAAAACAACAACAGAUGAGCGUAAGCAAGAGCUUGAAGUGAUCUUGUUCACCUUGAUUGCAAGUGAUGUUUGUUAUUGGUAUGAUGAAAAUGUGUGUUUAAAAAUGUGUAUUGACUGAUCACCAACCAUUGUUAUUUAUCAAAAUGAUAUAUAGAAAAUAACAUGAUAAAAGAAUCUAAAGUGAA